AAAACAUAGGCUAUAAUCACGGUUUAUUACAACUAAAUGAGCAUAAUAUCUGAUUUAACUGAACUUGGUGUGUUUGUGUUGUAGGUAAUAGGCUAAGUAAUACCCGUCUCCAUUGACUCUGCGCUUCCGACUGAACAACUCAUGAAUAUUUAAGUAGGUACAGCCGCCAUAAGACCUGCCUCAUGCAGCAGCGGGUCUUCAUUCAGCAUCCAUCCACGCAACGUCUCACUGCGCUUGCGUCAGACUUUUGAACGGCGUGCAGCUCUUUUUUUGCAGACAGACAUUAGACAGACAGUUUCAUUUCAAAGAGGGAAAGAUGGCACUGAGAGGAUCGUUGUUCCGACUGCUCAAAACUCAACUAAACCACACUUGCCAGCAAAGCAGAGCGCAAUCCGUGGCUGUUCUUGGCGCUCCUUUCUCCAGGGGACAGAAAAGAAGAGGCGUAGAGCAUGGACCUAAAGUGAUACGAGAUGCCGGGCUGAUCGAGAGACUGUCCGCUUUAGACUACUCUGUCCAUGACUUUGGGGACCUGAAGUUUCCCAAAAUUGAGAGUGAUGAACCCUACAUGGAGGUGAAGUCCCCGCGCACUGUGGGAGCAGCCACUAAGAAACUGUCCGGAGCAGUGAGCAGAGCCAUAGGCGCUGGACACACCCUGAUUAUGCUGGGAGGGGAUCACAGUCUUGCCAUGGGGUCGGUAGAAGGACACGCCCAGCAGUGUCCCGACCUGUGUCUGAUUUGGGUGGACGCUCACGCAGACAUCAACACACCCAUGACCUCCCCUUCUGGAAAUAUGCACGGACAACCUGUGGCUUUCAUGCUUAAAGAGUUACAAAACAAGGUCCCAGAUCUGCCAGGAUUUGGGUGGAUGAAACCAUUCCUUACCUCAAGAGACAUAGUGUACAUUGGAUUGAGAGAUGUCGACCCUGGGGAGCAUCACAUAUUGAAAAACCUUGGCAUUCAGUACUUCUCCACGAGAGACAUCGACAGACUUGGCAUUCAGAGAGUCAUGGAGGUCACUCUUGAUAAUCUUCUGGGCAGACAACAGCGUCCGAUCCACCUGAGUUUUGACAUUGAUGCGUUUGACCCUGCACUUGCCCCUGCCACUGGGACUCCGGUGAACGGGGGUUUGACCUAUAGAGAGGGCAUCUACAUCACAGAGGAAAUACACAACACAGGCCUGCUGUCUGCCAUGGACCUUGUGGAAGUGAACCCUAUUCUGGGCGCGACUCCUGAAGCCAUCGAGGCCACUGCGUCUUUAGCCGUGGACGUCAUCGCGUCAUCCCUGGGGCAGACGAGAGAGGGCGCUCACGCUCCCCUACACGAGAUCCCCGCCGCGAAUGCAGAGGACACAGAACAGCUCAGACUUUAGGAAAUAAACAAACUGCAAUGUCCCUGAGCAUUCCACAACCAGAGACUGCAUAGACUGAACUAAACUAAACUGUUCUUUUUUUUAAAACAUGUGAAAAGACUUCUCAAAUAUGUUGUGAACAACUACGAUGAGUAACAAGAGGGAUGUAACAAUGCAAUAAAGUCAUAAAUCAAUCCUAACCUUAAUCUGCUCCGGGCUCACUCCAGCUAUGCCUGAACAACUUUUGGGGUGAUCCAUUAGUCUGAUUCAAAUUCAGUGUAAUUCAAUUGGCCAACAGUAUGGAUUAAAAGGAAAAAAAGGUUGCAAAACAACUGAGCUACUAAAUGUACAACUGCACUAUGGUUUUAUGCUGUUUUAACUUUGAAAUAUGCAUUUUUACUGUAUAUUUAGGUAACCAUCUUUUUAUAUACAGACACAAGAACACCGGAGUUUUGUAUUUAAGAUUUAAUCAUUGAUCAAAGGCAAAGUAGUAUGUCUGUAACUAAGGUUUAAAACUUGUACACUAAUUAAAUACACUAAUCAGGUAUAACAAUAUGACAACCUGUACAAAGUUUCUCUUAAUGCAACAACCAGAAAUUGUAUUAAAGGUGCAGUAUGUAGCUUUGUUACAUUACUAUUAUUAAUGGGGGAUUUAUCAUUUCUUCAAUACUAACUUAUUUUGCUGUAUUAUGUACUGUGUUAGACCUGACAGCUGCCACAUCUUUAUUCUGUGUUCAUUUCAAGGGAAAGCGCCUGCGUCAGACGUCAUGGGCUCAUUUGUGGCUGUGCCAGUUAGAAAUAAUGAUAUUGAAAUGUGUUGCACUUUUGGACCAGCUGUGGUAUUUCUUUAGGGUUUACUUUUGUAUUUUAUCAAUA
Messenger RNA from Periophthalmus magnuspinnatus, 2224 nucleotides. It is a transcript of the gene arg2, whose product is annotated as arginase 2. Bases 317 to 1369 code for a protein of 350 amino acids. Gene Ontology annotation, molecular function: manganese ion binding; arginase activity. The record is from RefSeq and is a predicted model, not a curated record. NCBI's taxonomy places the organism in Eukaryota, Metazoa, Chordata, Actinopteri, Gobiiformes, Gobiidae. The transcript is spliced from 8 exons. Gene Ontology annotation, cellular component: mitochondrion; cytoplasm.